ACACACACACACACACAGAGUCAGAGGGAGGAUCUGAGCUGAACAGAAAGAAAAAGAAAGCGAUUCAGUGUGAACAUCAGUUUUCUGUCCUCAGGGCUCAGCAGCAGCAGGAGGAGGAUGAUGAUGAGGGGGAGGAUGGAGGUUCUUCAGGUUCUGGUUCUGCUGCUGGUCUCUCUGCAGGUCUCAGAGUGUGUGCGGUGUUUUGCACGCUUCGACCUGACGUCCGGUCGCUGUGAUGAAGAGCUCGGUGAGGUGGAUGAAGACGACUGCUGUCAGAACCCUCAGUAUGGUUACCAGGCAACAGGCGGAGUGUGUCAGUCUUGCGGUCCUCCGGUGUGGUCGUCCUGGUCGUCAUGGUCACCGUGUAAUGUCCUGUGUGGGGAGGGGGUGAGGCAGAGAAGUAGGAAGUGUUUCGGUAUCGGCGAGUGCGCCAACGCUGAGGACGACCUGCAGGUGGAGCCGUGCAGCGGCACCUGCUGCGACGCGAAGGGGUGGGGCUUGUGGGGCACCUGGUCGCCCUGCUCGGUCACCUGUGGAGAGGGAGGAGUCAGGAAGAGGAAGAGAGUCUGUUCCAGUCCUCCUCAGUGUCACUCAGCCUGCAGCGGUCCUUCAGAGGAGACAGAGAGCUGUCCCACACUCACCUGUCCAGUCCACGGUGGUUGGUCCGGUUGGUCCGGUUGGUCUCAGUGUUCUGGUUCCUGUAUCAAUGAGCAGCGCAGUGACGUCCCGUCCAAGGUGCGGUAUCGUUCCUGCUCUGACCCCGCCCCCUCCAAUGACACUGUACCACCUGGUAAUGGUUGCCUUGGCGACGGCUUCCAGGUGGAGGACUGCAGCGAACUCCCCAACUGUCCAGUGGACGGUGGCUGGGGGGCGUGGUCUGCACCCGGACCGUGCUCCGUCUCCUGUGGGGAGGGGCUUCAGCUGUCAAUCAGAAUCUGUAAUCAACCCGCCCCUAAACAUGGAGGUCGACCAUGCGAAGGACCAAGCACUCGGAGCAGUGUCUGUAAGAGCACCUGUCCAGUCGACGGGUUCUGGUCCGGUUGGUCCAGCUGGGGUGAGUGUUCUGCUUCCUGUAUCCCUCAAGGCGGAGCUCCCACCAGGACUCGCCACCGCUCCUGUUCUAACCCUGCGCCCUCGUCCAACCCGCCCGGCAGAGGUUGCCAAGAUGACAGCCGUCAGAAAGCUGUAGAGAACUGUAACCAGCUGCCUCACUGCCCAGUGGACGGAGGAUGGGGGUCCUGGUCUCCCUUCACUUCCUGUCCUGUUACCUGUGGGGUGGGGCUUCAGGUGUCAGUCAGGAAAUGUGACAGCCCUGCUCCUAAAUAUGGCGGCCGGCCGUGUCCCGGAGAAGGACGUCGAACCAGCAUCUGUACAACCAACAUCCACUGUCCAGUGGACGGGGUGUGGUCGGAGUGGUCGCCGUGGAACCAGUGUAAAUUCCCAUUUGGUGGGCGGGACAUCCGCUGUAAGCAGCUGGGCGGCAUCCAGACACGAGAGCGCGAGUGUCUCCAUCGAGCUCAUAACGGGUCCAUCUGCAGCGGAGACGGCCUGACCGAUCGUCGGGUCUGCUACGACGUCAGCAACUGUUACCUGAAGGGCAGCUGGGAGGGCUGGGAGCCGUGGAGUUUGUGUCGUCCGACCUGUGGAGCGAACUCCAGACGCUUCAGGAGGAGAUACUGUAAACCUGAUUACAGCGACUACAGACCCACCAUCGGUCGUCUGAAGGAGAUUGCCUCUUUCUAUGGGACUCCACAGGCCGACUGUGGCCCGGCGCCUGAUGGAGGGCCAAAGUAUGAGACCCAGAACUGUGUCAACGUUCCCGCCUGCCCCGAUCAAUAACUGAUCAAUAAUCAGUUUACAGCAGCAUCACAUUAUAAUCAGUCGUGUGUGAGAGCUGUGAUGUGGAAGGAAGUGGGUGCAGCUUCAAUAAAAGCAUCAGUGUAUUGAUAUAAAAUCUAAAGAAUCGUCAGCUUCAUGUUGUUGAACCGUCUGCAGCUGCUGCUUUAAACUCCAUCACAUACAGUUACUUUAAUCCAGUGGGUCCCAACCCAUGGCUCAGGACCCUCUGAGGGGUCAACAGGUCAACCUCAGGGGUUGUCACAUGAUUCAUCUCAGCUCUGAUUCACUGAUCUGGGUUCAGUUUCUGAACUUUUCUCUGAUCUUUGAUUUUUUUGUGAAAUGUUGAAGUUUUAUUUCUUUGGGUUUUCAACUUUUGUUUUUAUUAAAUAUUAGUUACAGACUGAUUUUAUGUAAUAAACCCUAAAACAUAA
Messenger RNA from Lates calcarifer (barramundi perch), 2270 nucleotides. RefSeq names its product properdin. NCBI's taxonomy places the organism in Eukaryota, Metazoa, Chordata, Actinopteri, Centropomidae. The record is from RefSeq and is a predicted model, not a curated record. The transcript has 11 exons. The coding region runs from base 118 to 1839 and encodes 573 amino acids.